GAGCUGUGGGAGUCAGAGUCCAUCCACGCUAACGGCGUCUACCUGGCUUUGAAAACUACAGUUAGCUGUUUUAAAUGUUUUAUUCUGUAGCCUCUGUAAACCUUUUUUUUUUAAUUAUUUGCAGGCAACAUAUAUCUAAUUCUGAAGCAAAAGGAUUAUACAUAUACCUAUAUUGUUUACAUUUUGUAGCUUUACUUUGAACUUUCAGAAGUUUCCCAGACCACCGGCUUGUAGCACCGCAGUUGUCAUUAAGACCCGCGACACCGCACAACCUACGCGACAUGGGAGUUGUGAAAUAACGAACUCGAAGAACCUGAAUGAUUUAAUAACAACCUUAAAAAAACAAACAAACAAACAAAAAACAACAGCUCUGUCACCGGCGUCUCAGGUAUCAACCGAACUGUCAUGUGGCGUGUCCUGGCUGCUCGUAUGUUGGUCAUGACGUCGUUCUCAUCAGGGAGGUGAAGGAGAGUACAUGUAGACAUGUAGCUGUCUCCGCUGCUUCACACAGAGUCUUAGCUGCACUUCAGUCAUCACCGGUGUCUUGUCAUGAUGCUGCUUGCACUCGGUCUGACGCUGGUCUUCUGGAUCACACUCACUAAUACGCAAAGCCUGGAGCUCUUCAACUUCACACAAGAAGAUGCGCUCACCUGCAGUCAGGGCCUUACUGAUUGUAACGUAAAGCCAGGUGAUAUCGGCCCAUAUUACAAUGACAGAGUUUAUGUGAGUGGUCUUGCCGCUCAUGCGCUGUUGUGUAGAAGUCAUCGUGGCUUGCGUCCAUGCUUAAGAAUCUGGCUUAAUAUUACAACUGCAGGAACACAUGAGGAAGCAGCUCUGUCCGUAGAAGAUAGCUACAAUGACAAAAGCAGUGAGGACAGGUUAAACGAGCACGGAAGUGGCUUAAAACCGUCCGUUUCCACACAAAUGUCUGUGCAAGUGUGUUACCAGUGCCCAGACUUCUCAGGUUCAAAAGAGCUCACUUUCACACUGCCCUUCUCAGAUGACCACACAAGAGAGAUGUGGAUGUCAUUGAUAGUACAGCUGAGGGAAGAUGAUUUUGGCAGUCAGUUCAUUGUCUCCUCUUCAAACACUCAUAAACCCACCUUCACUGAAUACAUCAAGAUACCUGCAAUAGAGAACGUUUGUUCCCAAGGUCUGGCCAUUGCACAGUGUAAAGUACCCAUUUUGUAUCCAGAAAUCAACCCCAAAACAGGAAUGGCAGAACUACGUGUGGGUGAUCUAGCCAAGGAUGUAGUUCAUGACCUGCAGGCCUGCAAGGAGAUGGAGAAAGAUGGGCCAUGUUUAAGACUAGAAUGGAAGGAGAAUCCGCUGACGAUUCCAAUGAACUCUGUUGCCCCCUGUCUCUGCUUUCAGAUUUGGUGGGUGGAUGGACCUCGAAAGACAUUUUGCCCAUUUUUUAAUAAGACAGUUCUCUCUGUCUCUAAUGUAUCUGUGUCUGUGGUGGAAUCUUUGACUCAUGCUGGAGCAAUGACUAGAAACAGCACUGCUCUUGUUUGGAACAUCAUCGCCCCCUGCAGACUGGAGGCUGAAAUUCAUCUCUGCAAGAAAACUUCAGGCUCAACUUCAAGCAAAGACUGCCAAGUUACAGAUGACUUAAGGAACAGCAGGCGUUAUAUACACAGCCGCCAGCAUAGAAAAUGGAACUUGAAUAGCAAGCAGCAAUGGCAAUUACAAGGCGAGUUUGUUGAAGUUGAACGUCACCCUUCGCUCUGUGUGCAGAUAAAUGUUAAGGGAAUUGAAGGCCAUUUCGACCUUGUCUGCCCUUUCGAAGUUUCCAGAAGUCAUUGGAGUUUGUUUCUGUUGGUAUCUGUGCUUGUCAUGUGUCUGGCAAUUUUGGGAGCCUAUGUUCUCCAGGGAUUACUCAAAGCAGGUUGGAUAUUCAAGUGGCUGAAAAUGGAUAGCGUCAGCAGUAGAGUAGGAGAUGGUCAGGUGGUAUUGCUGUACCCUCCAGAUGCAGACAGUGCUGUUGCAGAGCUGGUGUGUCGCCUAGGCUCGGCUCUCUCCUCAUUGGGAUUCGGCGUCUCUUUGGAGUUGUGGAGCCGCGAGGAGCUGAGCGCACUUGGCCCCGUACCCUGGUUGCACUCGCGUCUUCAUCGUAUGCAGUGCCACGGUGGCAAAGUGGUGCUCGUGCUCACCCCUGCUGCUUGGGCACGAGCUGAGGAGUGGUGUCGAAGCAGAGGAGAGAAGACUGAGCGGCGAGAGAUCUACUCAGAUGUUUUCAGUGCCUCACUCAGCUGCAUUCUUGCUGAUUACCUGCAGGGCCGUGCCGGUGAACGCUUUGCCCUGGUGCAGUUUGAAACACAGCCGGCCGAACCCCCGAAUGAGAGGGGAUCCAUGCCUGAGCUUUUUCGUGGGCUUUCUCUUUUCAGCCUACCUGCUCAGAGUUUGGGAUUUCUGACUGAGAUCACUCAUGGAGCACACAAAGGACGAAAAGAAAACGAGAGAGCUGAGAGCAGAAAAACAAGGGCCGGUGUUUUGAGAGCAGGAGCACGAAUUUUAGCAGGAACGUUGCGAGAGCUAAUGGGGGGAGCAGGAUACAGGUUAGCGGGUGUUUCUCAGGAUUGUAUGGGGUUGGAGAAGGAUGAUCUAUGGGUCACGAUACCUCUGACGCUAGAGCGCUUAACUCCACCUGCUAGUCCUGAGUUACAGAGUGAGAACAGCGCUGUCAACUGAAUUCCUGUAAAUUAGUCUGAAUUUCACUGAAGUGGAGAAGACGAUGGGUGACGUUGUUUUGUCUUAACCCUGACAUUCAGUUUUUUAACUAAGCAAAUACAUGUCCCACUGAGCCAGGCCAUGUUUUGACUCAUUAGCAAUACAACUGAAAGAUCGAUGGAUGGCAUUACAGUCUUACAGCGCCAGGGUCCUGGGUUCAAUCCUGAAUUAGUAUCUGUGCAGAGUUUUGCAGCAUCACCCUGUGUUUGUGUGUGUUUCCUCCGGGUUCUCCAGUUUCCUCCUAGGUGUGAAUGAGUGUAUAAGUGUGUGUGCCCUGUGAUGAUAUGGAAUUCACCCCAUCCAGAGUAAAUUCUCCUGCCUUGUGCCCGGUGUCGCUGGAACAGGCUCUGCAUCUGCCGCAACCCUGACCAGGGUAAAGUGAUUAUUGAAUGAAUGAAUGAAUGGAUGAAUGAAUGAAUGAAACGCGACUAUACAAUAUUUCUUAUGUACAAUUCAGUUAAAAUGUGAAAUAAAAAUAUUAUUGCCAUUUGAUACACACUGUAGCUCCUGGUGAGUUCCUCAGCAAUGUGGUGUUCACCAUCUACCUUUGCCGGGUUUUAAAAGUUGAAUGUCACUGCAUGCAUAAGAAGUGGUUUAUUUGAAAUCUAGCCAUGAAAUGGCCAGUUUUCUUAUUUUAAUUUCUUUCUCCCCUUUUUUUUUUUUUUUUUUUUUUUUUUGGUAAAAGAUCAAAAUUGAUAUAUUUUACUCAACAUUUCCACAGAACAUUGUUAUAUAUAUAUCUUAUACCUGUGAUGAUAUAAACUGUAUGUAGAUUAUUUAUAAAAUAGAUUUAACAAUAACGACUUUAAAUAAAAUAAAACUGCAAUGAAUACGACUAUAAAAUCAAACAGGUACUUUGGGUCAAUGGGACAUCAGUUGCUCAGCAGAGGGUUAUAUGUUCACACUGUUUUGAAGCUGUUGGUGGAUUGUUAAUUUAUACUAUAAACCUUCAUUUAAACACUACCGGAAUAUAAUCUGUAAUCUUUUAUCUAUGCUCAAAUAAAUAUUGUUGUUCAACAACAGCCAGUUACGAUACCUAAAUAUGACAUUAACAUACAGACAGAGACAUGUUUUGCAUGCUGUAGUUAUUUCACCAGUUUGUACAGUGUUGCAUUUGUGUGUUGUCAAAUGUUUUUUUUUUUGUUCUAUGUUACUCCGAAGUGCUUUCUGUUUACCUUAAAAAUAAAUCAAUAAAAUGAAAUAAAUCUU
Ictalurus punctatus (channel catfish) is the source of this 3942-nucleotide messenger RNA. RefSeq names its product interleukin-17 receptor C. The coding region runs from base 550 to 2694 and encodes 714 amino acids. The transcript is spliced from 17 exons. Gene Ontology annotation, molecular function: interleukin-17 receptor activity. The record is from RefSeq and is a predicted model, not a curated record. Lineage: Eukaryota; Metazoa; Chordata; Actinopteri; Siluriformes; Ictaluridae.